AUAGCCCUGUGAAUGGAAGCAUGAUAAUUGUAAGUAAACAGCAUUUUAGGGUCCAUGUAAAAUUGGGAUGAGUAACCUGCCAAAGACCAUGGUUCUCCUACACACACAGUCUAGUCUGUCUUGCAGUGGCUUUGCAAACAGUUUUAAGAAAAACAAUGAUGAUAAAGAGGAUAUUCCUUGAAUAAGAUUAGUGAUUUAGAGUCCCAGGGAUCUAAAGUCUGGUUUCUGGCAUGUUAUCUUUAGUAGAUGACUAGUUGUAAUAACAGUGGAAGCUCCCACGUGUUGAGCCUUCACUGUCCUGCACUGGUUACUCAGAUGAGUGUUGUGCAGCUGGCAGGGCUGUGGUCAGGAAGGACGCAUUAGAUAGAGGGUAGCAAAUGGCUGCUGCACUGGGAGCAAAUGAGAGUCAUCCAAAUAAAUGGGUGAGAUUAAAUCUCCUCAUUAGUCUCUCUUUAGAAAAAAAUAACUAAGUGUGGAACCUACAGCAGGUGGUUUUGUUUUUUCUUACUAAAGCUAGAAAUUACUGGAGGAAACACAUCUAUAAAAACCACAUAGUAUAUGUUCUUCUGAUUCAAAGCAGAGAGAACCCAUUUGCAUUUUAACUAGGCAGCAUCAGAACAUUUAUUAUUUUGAAUAGCCUUAUGAUUGAUUUUGUGUUACAAAUUGUGGAUUAAAAAUUAUGACAAGUCUAAAUGUAGCCAUAAUAUUUAGUUUGGAUUUUGAAAUCCUGAACAGGGCCCCACCUGACAUAUUUUUAGGGAAUUACAACCUUUAAACACUGAUUACCAGAUUUAGAUUUGUCUCUUUGAAUCUUAUUUUUACACCUAAAAUUUACCUUAUGUUUCAGUGCCACUAAGCCUACUGGUAUAAUCUUAGUCUAAUUUAACAGCAUUUUGUGAUCUGGGACUCCUGUCAAAAUCAUUAUAGGAGCUAGAAAACACUGGGAGGUAAAAUGAAUACAUGACCUCAUCUCUUAUUUUAUACUAGACUGUAACUUCCAUUCAGAGACUGAAAAAAGAAAAAGAAAAAUAACAUUUUCCCCAUUAAGCUGUGAUAAAUGUGUUUAGUAUGCUUUUGCUAUUAAUAAUUCCUCUUAGCUGGUAAAAUGGAGGAUUUUGUUUGAAGUAUUUGAAACUAAAUGCUGAUGGGAUAAAGAUUUUACUAGAGAUAUAGAGUAGACAACAGUCCCUACCCUUUGUUAAUUGAUCCUGCUUGUUUAACUGGGGAAAUAAAAAAAAUGUACGUCUGAAGAGAAAGAAACCUGUGAGCAUAACCUCUUCCUGUUUUCAGAUGUAUUUCAUAAGUUGUUUAUGUUAUUUAAAUAUACAGUAAUACAGUAGACAGAAUGCAACUGCUGUUCCUUUAAUAUCAGAACUGUGCACGUUACAAUAGGUGUCACUGUUUUGCUUGGUCCAAUCAUGAUUGGUGACUUCAGCUAUUGGCUCUGAGCACUGGCUGUCUGACUCCAUCUGCAGGGCUGUAAUACCUACUCCUCCGAUCCAUUCACCACACAACUUCAGCCGGCUGAACAGACUCGCGCGGCUCCAGCACAUCUUGCUAACCUAAUUCAGAAAACAAGUGCUACGGCUCUCUGCCUGUCAUCUCUGCUCACUGUAGCAUUUUCAGGUUAUCUAGGAAACUGGGUUAUUUUUAUGAGCAAAUAAGAGAAACAGGAAUCAUGAUGGAGAUAUAUUUAACAGACCCAGUACUGGAUAAAACUUAAAGCCAGUUUGUAUUCAACAUAGUGAAAAGGUCACCUUGCCUGGCUGAGAAAAGAAGCAAAAUAUCAGCUGGUUGGUUUCUGUUAACAUCUUAGCUCGUGCUAGCCUCUUUUCCUUGAUGUUUGCACCAAUUUGGGAUAUCUAGCUCUAAAGAGAGACAAACUGUACUCAUGGUAGAUGACAAGGAAAAGAACAUGAAAUGUCUCACCUUCUUCUUGAUGCUUCCAGAGACGGUAAAGAACAGGUCCAAAAAAAGCUCGAAGAAAACAAAUACCAGCAGUGGCAGCAGCAGCGGCAGCAGCGGCGGCAGCAGCAAGUUGCCCCCAGUUUGUUAUGAAAUAAUUACCUUGAAGACUAAAAAGAAGAAGAAGAUGGCUGCUGAUAUAUUCCCCCGCAAAAAACCCGCCCCCUCCAGCAGCAGCACCGUUCAGCAGUACCACCAGCAGAACCUCAGUAACAACAACUUGAUCCCGGCCCCGAAUUGGCAGGGUCUUUAUCCCACCAUCAGAGAAAGAAAUGCGGUGAUGUUCAAUAAUGAUUUGAUGGCAGAUGUACAUUUUGUGGUUGGGCCACCAGGUGGGACUCAGCGGUUGCCAGGACACAAAUAUGUUUUAGCUGUUGGGAGCUCUGUGUUCCAUGCAAUGUUUUACGGAGAACUUGCUGAGGACAAAGAUGAAAUCCGUAUACCAGAUGUCGAACCUGCUGCUUUUCUCGCUAUGCUGAAAUAUAUCUAUUGUGAUGAAAUUGACUUGGCUGCUGACACAGUGCUGGCUACUCUUUAUGCUGCCAAAAAGUACAUUGUCCCUCACCUCGCCAGAGCCUGCGUUAAUUUCCUGGAGACCAGCCUGAGUGCCAAGAACGCUUGUGUGCUCCUCUCUCAGAGCUGCCUGUUCGAAGAGCCAGACCUGACCCAGCGCUGCUGGGAGGUGAUCGAUGCCCAGGCUGAGUUAGCUCUCAAGUCUGAGGGAUUCUGUGAUAUCGACUUCCAGACACUAGAGAGUAUCCUCCAGAGGGAAACUUUGAAUGCCAAAGAAAUUGUGGUUUUUGAGGCAGCUCUCAACUGGGCUGAAGUAGAAUGCCAGCGACAAGAUCUAGCUCUGAGCAUUGAAAACAAGCGCAAGGUCCUGGGAAAGGCACUUUACUUAAUCCGCAUACCUACGAUGGCCCUGGACGAUUUUGCCAAUGGUGCUGCGCAGUCUGGAGUCCUGACUCUCAAUGAGACCAAUGACAUCUUCCUCUGGUACACUGCGGCCAAAAAACCUGAGCUGCAGUUUGUGAGUAAAGCCCGCAAGGGCCUUGUCCCCCAGCGCUGUCACCGCUUCCAGUCGUGUGCCUAUCGGAGCAACCAGUGGCGCUAUCGGGGCCGCUGUGAUAGCAUCCAGUUUGCAGUGGAUAAAAGAGUGUUCAUCGCUGGCUUUGGGCUGUAUGGCUCCAGCUGUGGCUCUGCGGAGUACAGCGCCAAGAUUGAACUCAAGCGGCAGGGCGUUGUCCUGGGGCAGAACUUGAGCAAGUACUUUUCAGAUGGCUCCAGCAAUACCUUCCCCGUGUGGUUUGAGUACCCAGUGCAGAUCGAGCCAGACACCUUCUACACAGCCAGCGUGAUACUGGAUGGCAAUGAACUCAGCUACUUCGGACAGGAAGGCAUGACAGAGGUUCAGUGUGGCAAAGUUACUGUCCAGUUUCAGUGCUCCUCGGAUAGCACCAAUGGCACGGGAGUACAGGGAGGGCAGAUCCCCGAACUUAUAUUCUAUGCUUGAAAACAAUUGCCGAAGCAGUGUGAACUCUAAGGAGUGCAUCUGGGUCCUACCAGCUUGAUGCUUAGCUCACUGCAGAUAUGUGAUCAGUGCAGGUCAUUUGUAAUGAAUGAAGCUGUAGGCAGUUUCUAAUUUCUUUCAACCUUUUAAUUAUGUACAGGCAAAAACGCAGCAUUCAGCUUUUAACUAUAUGCUUAAAAGAGCCAAGUUCUUAUUAGGGCUUUGUGGUUUUUAGAAUUGCGUCUGUCUACAUAGCUGGGGAGAAUUGGUGUUUUUUUCCAACUGCCCCAUUGACUUCUCAGUUUUGUCCUUCUUAAGAAAAUUUUUGAAUCACCUCAAAUUUCCUUUAGGGCUUUAUUUUAACAAAUAGAAACAGUUUAAAGUAAUGAGUAAUUUUCAAACAGAAACCCCUCCCCCCCAAAAAAAUAACAGAUAAACCUCAGUGUACAAUUAUGAAAGAAGUUUUGCUUCAUUAUAAGUAAUAAUUUAGGAAGUAGACAAUAGUCCUGUUUAGCUCUUAUUUCCUUUAAAUAUUAUAUUUCUGGGCAUUGCUUUUUCUUAAAUCUUAAUUCAUAAGAUUGUUAAAUAUUAAACACUGCAAAAUGUCAAUGUAAAAUGGAGAAAUAAGAAACUGGAUGUUUGUUUAGGCUGUGACUUCUGCCAUACCAGAUUUUAUUCUUUUGUUUAGAAGACAAAAUAUUGCAGCACAGACACUUCUUUUAGAAGUUAAGUAAAUUAUAAAAUGUUAUUGCCAUUAGAAAAAAGUCACAGGCCUAUUAAUUCAAACUAUUAUAAAACAGUUUAAAAAAGAAACCUAAAAACGCCCCGUACUACAAAUGAGUUAAUUGAUGGCACAAUAGAAUGCACAGUUUAAAAAAGUCAACUUUUUUCUCACCACUUAGCUUGUGAUCCCCACCAUUUCCUUGUUUUCCUAAGUCGUACUGUAUAAAAUUCCUAUUCCCUUUUUCCUAUGAAAAGAGGACCAAACAAUUCUUUAGAUGAAUGGGAAAACAAUUAGUUUGUGGCACUACAUGUUAAUGUAAUAAAAUACAUUCAUCUAUUGAUUUUUUUUUUUUAGUGUAAAAUAUACUUUACCUGCUCUAUUUUGAUCACAUACUAUCUUCUUAGUUAAUUGUAAUUUUGUGUUGUUCGUGGACUGCUAGAAUCUGGCCUCUGGCCAUCUUAAAGUGCCAAUAUAUAUGCCUGCAGGGUUUUAAAAAACGACCUGGAGCGAUGCACCUGAUUAUACCCAACAUUCACUGCAUCAGCAUCACAUCCAGCUCUCUUAUUUGUCCACAGAUCAUGUAAACCAAGGAGGGAAAAGAUUAUCAAAAAAUUCUCCUUCAGUGAUGGCUUGUGAUGGUUUAGUGCCCUUGACCCUGGUAGUGUCCAGCGUGUUCACUUCCAGUUGAAGUAUCCAUGUGUUUCUGGGCAGCUCUUCUGCUCAGUGUGAUCCUGAGAUGGUUUCCCCAGCCACCCAGAGUGUGGUCCCUGGCCGCCUCCUUCUCCUGCUCUGCAAGUCUGAAGCUGGCUUGUCUGGAGCCAGGGGUUAGUCCUGGGGUGGAUGUGUGUACGUGGGCACCCAUGUGCACGCUAGUGUG
This is a messenger RNA of Hipposideros armiger (great roundleaf bat), 5076 nucleotides long. RefSeq names its product BTB domain containing 3 (gene BTBD3). Gene Ontology annotation, cellular component: cytosol. The transcript is spliced from 4 exons. The record is from RefSeq and is a predicted model, not a curated record. Bases 1892 to 3478 code for a protein of 528 amino acids. Gene Ontology annotation, molecular function: protein binding. Lineage: Eukaryota; Metazoa; Chordata; Mammalia; Chiroptera; Hipposideridae. Gene Ontology annotation, biological process: dendrite morphogenesis; cerebral cortex development; neurogenesis.